Molecule: messenger RNA, 768 nt
Organism: Clarias gariepinus (North African catfish)
Lineage: Eukaryota; Metazoa; Chordata; Actinopteri; Siluriformes; Clariidae
Exons: 6
Coding region: 1-534 (177 amino acids)
Source: RefSeq, a predicted model, not a curated record
AUGGCCAAUGUACAGUAUGCAGUUCUGCUCCUGAUUUUGAUAAUGGCAGUGCUGGCAUGUAAUGGGACGCCAGAGAGAACCAGGUGUACUUCACAGUCACCAUGUUUUGACCUACUAAUUUUCGAGAGAAUGGCGCAGCGUGUCAGCAAUUAUGUGGCAGGGGCAGAAAGUGAGAACAUUUUAUUAAAGAGCAAAACUUUUGAUAAAAUUCGUCAAAAGAAGUACCUCCACAGUUGUGUCCUACAAAAAAUUUUGGAUUUCUAUGAGAAUGUCCUACUAAGUGACCAAUAUAUUCAAAACUAUGAUCUUGAUCUCAUUUCCACCUUGGACAUAGUGAGAAACUGCACUUAUAAAGUCAAGAGAUGUGGGCUGUUGUAUCAAAUGGCUAACAAGCGACCAGAUUUAGAGAUCGCCGAAGAGGAGAUGAGUGCACAAGAGGUGGCCAUCUUUCAGCUGCAAAAACUUAACUAUGCCAGUGAAAAAAUUAUUCACCCUCAUUGUCUCUCCCCCCCAACCACAAACACAGUUAAAUGAAACAACGAUCCUAAAGACAGCUAUGGAUGAACUAAAGGCUCUUCAUCACUACCUCCCUGGAAGUGGCUUCCGAAAAGCAAAUGAUUAAAAAUUGACUCCAUAACUAGACAUAGCAUGCUUCUAUAUUGGAAAGAAUGUUUUUAAUAUAUGUAAUACAAAGUUCUAUUAAUAUAAUAAACAAAAAAAAGGUUUUAAAAUGUGCCUUUACAUAUAUUUAUCUCUACUUAAGUACAA